CUGCCACGUGGGGUCACUGUUGUCGCUGGUAGGCAGGGAUCAUGUGUGGUGACGUAAAUUCCCUGCGACACUGGCUCCUCUUCGUGAGUCGCACGAAAACAUUGGCAAAUGCGUGUGAAAUUUGGGAGCUCAGAGAAGAAACGUUGCAUUUGACACAACCAACGCCGUGUGGCAAUGACAGUGUGCAACUUUUUUCUUCAGGGCCGUUGUCGUUACGGUGAAAAAUGUUGGAAUGAGCACCCGAGGGGAGGAAGCAGAGGAGGUGGAGGUGGAGGAUACAACAAUAACUACAACCGCUCUUCUGCUCAGCAGCAGCCCAGAGGAGGAGGUGGAGGGUUUGGAAACAGAGUUUGGGUGAAUCCUUCCCAGCAAAAAGGAGGCUAUAUCCAGCCUUCAUCCUUCUCCUCUCAUGGAAGUGAUGACUGGGGUCGCGGAGGCGGAGGAACUGAAUGGGGUCGAGGAGGAGGCAGUGGAGGAGCUGACUGGGGUCGAGGAGGAAGCGGCGGAGGAGGAGCUGACUGGGGUCGAGGAGGAGGAGGAGGAGGAGGAGGAGGCAGUGGAGGAGGAGCUGACUGGGGUCGAGGAGGAGGAGGAAGAGGAGGAGGAGGAGGAGGGAAUGACUGGGGCCGAGGAGGUGAAGGGAGAAGAGAUAACGUGAAGGGCUCUGAAUUCAGCUUCUCCGCUCAAAACAGAUUCGCAGCGCUUGGUACCCCCAGCACCUUUGACAGGGGUGGAAGAGGAGGAGGACAGCACGUAGCAGCUGGUGAUGAAGAUGAUGACAAAAAACUGGAGAUCAUUCAGAUGGACAUGGAGAGUUGGGAGAGUUCAGGGCAGUGGGGCUUCUCGUGUUACUCUAGCUUCAAGACACCUUUAUCUGGUUUCACUGACCUCUCUCCAGAAGAGCUCAGACUGGAGUAUUACUCGACAAAAGCUUCAGGAGAUCUGCAGAGCUAUGUUAAUGGCAUCAAUCAGUUGCUCAACCAGUGGAGAAGCAGAGUCCAGGAACUGAAGGUUAUGAAUCCAGCCACCCGUGCAGCUUUGCUUGCAGAGUUAAACAACCCAGCACCUCAGGCAUCUUCAAGUGACUUUGGUUCAGAGACAGCGACUGGAUUUGGAUCCUCUGCAUCCAGCUUUGAAAGCAAAGGCUUUGGGGCUCCAGCACCAGCCCAGCCUGGCACUUUCAGCUUUGCUGCUCCAAGUGGUGGAUUUGGUUCCUCAGCGCCACCGUCGUCCUCCACAGGUUUUGGCAGCGCCUCAGUACCUCCUACACAACCUCCCUCUGGGCUUGGUUCCUCCUCUGCAGCGUCCUCUGCUCUUUCGGCUGCUUCUUUUUCCUUUGGUUCUCCAACCACCAGCACGCCAGCAGCCACUACAGGAUUUGGCUCUGCCUCGGGGUUCAGUUUCUCCUCGACAGCAAGCACGGCAGGAGGAUUCGGGAGUGGUUUCGGGGCUGAAGCACCUGCUGCAGCAGGAAGCAGCAGUAUUUUUGGACAGACAAGUGGAGGGUUUGGGACAACUGCUGCUCCACCUGCAGCAGGAGCCUGGUCUGCUGGUGGGGCAUCGAACAGUCUGUUUUCACCUGAGAGCCAACUGACUCCAGAGGAACUGAAUCAGUUCAAGGCUAAGAGGUUCACUCUAGGUCAGAUCCCUUUAAAGCCUCCCCCAGCUGACAUGCUGAUGGUAUGAUGCUGUGGAAAGAUUUUUGAUAAUUUAUACAAAGUAAAGCUUUUCUUCUGCAUAGUGCUUCUGUUUAAACCAAAGUCAUUAUACUCAUUUUCAAGAUAAUUAUUCAAAUACUUAAGAUCUGAUUUGACAGGGAAAACUUGCUUUGGUUCCAUUUAAGAUUUUUGUGUAUAUGCAAAGUAUGCUUUUUGUACAGCUGUACAAUACACUUUACAUAUUUUUAGAUUAUGGCUUUUGUCAUAUAAAGUGCUAUUUUUGAGAUGAUUGUCUUUCAUGUUGGAUUGUUCUGAAUCAAUUUGCCAAUUUUACCUUUUCCCAUUUGUUGAGAUGCUGACAGUAAACUGAUCAGUUGAUGAGCAAAGAUUCUGAUGUUUUAUUUGCAUGAUUGUGUGAUCAAACAUAAUCUAUAUUACAACAAAACAAUAAAAGCAUGCCUUGA
This is a messenger RNA of Siniperca chuatsi (mandarin fish), 2122 nucleotides long. It is a transcript of the gene nup42, whose product is annotated as nucleoporin 42. Gene Ontology annotation, molecular function: nuclear export signal receptor activity; metal ion binding. Gene Ontology annotation, cellular component: nuclear envelope. Bases 175 to 1686 code for a protein of 503 amino acids. NCBI's taxonomy places the organism in Eukaryota, Metazoa, Chordata, Actinopteri, Centrarchiformes, Sinipercidae. The transcript has 7 exons. The record is from RefSeq and is a predicted model, not a curated record.